GUCGGAGCUGCAGGCUUAUACUAAUGGCAAGAAGUAUCAGCGGCUGAUAAAGACAGCCAGGGAGUUUGACUAUGGCAAGUUUGAGCCCCAUAUAGUGCCCAGCACAAAGAAUCUACACCAGCUGUUUUGCAAGCUCACUCUCAGACACAUCAACAAGUUCCCAGAGCACGUGCUGCGCCAUGUCCAAGGGAAGCGCUACCAGAAGGCCCUAAAAACAUAUGAGGAGUGCCAGAAGGAAGGAGUGGAGUACGUCCCGGCUUGCUUGCGGCAGAAGAAGCAGCGGACGCAGCAUGCUGAUGACCAGAUGAACGGGAGUGGGCAGCCUUACAGAAAAGAGGAAUUCUGGGAGCCAAAGUCCAGCGAUGAGGAUGGAGAGGAGACGGAUGACAGCAUGAGUGACCUGUAUCCACCUGCACUCUUCCCAGAAAAAAGCCCGGCAGCUCCACAAACCACGAAGGGCAGCGAUGAAUUUGCAACAGAUAGUGAGGAUGACGGGGCCAAGCAGAACGGUGAUGUGAAUGGAAGGGACGGCGGAAGAACCAAUGUCAGCAGAGCAGCUGGCACCAAAAGGGGAAAGAAACAGACAGGCCCUUUAAAGAAGAAAUUCAAGAGUCAUCAUCGAAAACCCAAGAACUUCAAGAAAGCAACUAACAGCAAAUAA
Balearica regulorum gibbericeps (East African grey crowned-crane) is the source of this 661-nucleotide messenger RNA. The record is from RefSeq and is a predicted model, not a curated record. Lineage: Eukaryota; Metazoa; Chordata; Aves; Gruiformes; Gruidae.